Messenger RNA from Cylicostephanus goldi, 663 nucleotides. Lineage: Eukaryota; Metazoa; Nematoda; Chromadorea; Rhabditida; Strongylidae. The record is from the annotation of a GenBank genome assembly.
AUGUUCAACGAAUAUGACGUGUAUCUUGAAGGAUCCACGGAUGGAGAUGGACCAUUCUUUGAACAAAUGAUUCCAUCCACUAGCGGAAUUGCAGCUGGACAAGCUAUGCCUCGCUACGUGGUUGCUGAAGAUGACGCCUGGAUCCAGUCUUUGUCAGAUGUCAUAUAUCAAGAAGACACAACACCAUCUCCAGUAGAUGCACAAUAUGAAGAUGUUCAGAUAAUCAAUCAGAUCCCUACCGAUGAGGAAGUGUAUCUGAUGCCUGACGAAGGGCACGAGGUCGAUGAGCUAAUAGAAUCGGUCGACAAUCUCCAAGUAGCCGCAAAUGAGAUCGUAGAGGACGAGAUGGUGCAAACUCAAGUUGAACCUAUCGAGUACAUUCAAGGCCUUUCCGGAGAGAUGGUGCAAGAUGUGCCGACGUAUCUAGAGCCUUCACAGAUUGUCCCUAUAGAAAACACUCGAGUUCGUUAUAUUGUGCAGCAACCAUCGCAGCUGUACGAAGUUCCACAAAAUGCACGAGUACGGUCACAGCCACGACGUCCUGCUCUUGGUGAUUCGGAGGAUACUUCGCUCGUUUACCUCACGCAGCUACUUGGAGCUUCAUCUAGCAAGGUGAAGCCAGCGCUAUGCUUGAUUACAAAGAUUGCUGGUGUAUAUAACUAA